GCCGGUGUGACCAUGGCGGAGGCGCCGAGUUCCUCCGAGGAGACGUUGCUGGAGUGGGAGAGGCAGCAGACGAAACUGAAGGAUCAGCUGAUCACCAGCGACACGGAGAGCUGGCAGCGGGAGGCGGAGUUCGAUGGACUGGAGCGGGUCGGCGGGGUGGACCUGUCCUACAUCAAGGGAAACGACACGGUGGCCUGCGCCAUGCUUGUGGUGCUGAGCUACCCCAAGAUGGAGGUGAUCUAUGAAGACUGUCACAUGGUGACCCUGGACGCCCCGUACGUCGCCGGUUUCCUGGCCUUCAGGGAAGCGCCGUCAUUGGUGAAGGCGGUGGAGACGCUGCGGGAGAAGAGGCCGGACCUGAUGCCUCAGGUGCUGCUUGUGGACGGUAAUGGGAUCCUGCACCACCGAGGGUUCGGAGUGGCCUGCCACCUUGGGGUCCUCACCAAUCUCCCCACAAUCGGAGUGGCCAAGAAUUUGCUCCAGGUGGACGGACUGGAAAAUAGCGAGGCGCACAAGAAACAGGCAAAGCAGUUAGAAAAUGGAGGAGACUUUUUCCAUCUAAAGGGCUACUCCGGCCAUUUCCUGGGUGCAGCAUUAAAAAGCUGCAAAAAAAGCUCCAAACCCAUCUACGUCUCAGUCGGCCACAAGAUCAGUUUGGAGACAGCGGUGCGCCUGGUCUAUUCAUGCUGCAACUAUCGAGUUCCUGAGCCCAUCAGGCAGGCUGACAUACGGUCCAGAGAAUUUUUGCGCAAAGAUCAAGAGCAAAAUCAAACAGAACAUGGAGUAGAACCUCCAGCGGCACCAGUUAGCCGGACCAAGAAGAAGACUGGGGCAACUCUUUCUGCUUCUAGCUGA
Molecule: messenger RNA, 855 nt
Organism: Nanorana parkeri
Lineage: Eukaryota; Metazoa; Chordata; Amphibia; Anura; Dicroglossidae
Gene: ENDOV
Product: endonuclease V
Exons: 8
Coding region: 13-855 (280 amino acids)
Biological process (GO): DNA repair
Cellular component (GO): nucleolus; cytoplasm
Molecular function (GO): single-stranded RNA binding; RNA endonuclease activity producing 5'-phosphomonoesters, hydrolytic mechanism
Source: RefSeq, a predicted model, not a curated record